Pocillopora damicornis (cauliflower coral) is the source of this 861-nucleotide messenger RNA. RefSeq lists its product as uncharacterized. The record is from RefSeq and is a predicted model, not a curated record. Lineage: Eukaryota; Metazoa; Cnidaria; Anthozoa; Scleractinia; Pocilloporidae.
UGCUUUUAUCACUUACAACUCACAAUCUCGUGUUAGCCGCGGUAACAGUAACGGAUCCUUAUCGAAGAAAUUUAAAGUUGUUCCUAGAUUACGGAACCGAUUGUUUUCAAAAUGAAGCUGUUGAUUCUUUGCCUUUUGGUGUUUACCUCUGCGGGCUUCGUUUUCGGUGACGAAGAAGAAAUCAAGCCGAAUUUUAUCGAUUUGGAUGAGAACGAUGAUCAAGCCUACGAGGAUUCACCAGAAGACUUCGUCGAGGACGAAGGAGACGACCAGUAUAUGUUGGAUGAGGAAGACCUUGAUGAGGAAGAUGACAGUGAACCCAAAGAUCCUGCUGGCUUUAAGGACGAUGAAAACGACCCAAAUUCAACAAAACCUAGAGGAGGAAAACCCGUCCAAAUCGGUGAAAUAAAAAAACCAGGAAUUGAGGAAGCAAGCAGCGGCAUGCCGGAGCUGACAGACAAAAAGGAAAACCAGAAUACGAAAAGAAAGGAAGACGGGAAUCUGCAAGACGCUUUGGUGGAUAAGCUAGGAUUGAAUUUCGCAGGAGAGUCGGACGAUCCAGACUUCGUCACCAAGAAAUAAACUCCAAAUAAUCUAAACUACCAGUGAUGAUACCACUGGCGAGAGGCGUAACUUAAGCUUUUAUGGUGCACAUUUAUACGUUUUAUUUUGGGCAAACUUAAAGGGGAACAUUUUUGAUGAAAUAACUGAGUUUUUUUGUGGUUUAAUUUUAAUACAGUUUGGCUUUUAUCAGACAAACAUUUAUAUUCAUAUUUUUUUUUUCAUUUACUACAAAAAUUAACUUGUCAAUCGAUUUUCAAAUUUCAAACUUUAUUAAAGAGUAAUGCGCCUCUACGCAAA